ACUGUCGCGAGUUCGGCACGGGAGAGGAAGUUUGGGCCUCGUCGGCCACCGCUCGCUUCAAUAUGGCUGCGCCCAGGGAACGGCGCGGCUGACGCGAAGGUGGUCGGUGCAGAUCCUAAACCCGUCAAGCAUGGAUCGCAGCGCAGAGUUCAGGAGAUGGAAGGCGCAGUGUCUCAGCAGAGCGGACCUCAGCCGGAAGGGCAGUGUGGACGAGGAUGCGGUAGAGAUUGUGCAGCUCCUGAACGCGCAGGAACAGUUUUUCACCACCAGCUCCUGCGCGGGCCGCAUCCUCCUCCUAGAUGGGGGCAUAAAUGGCUUUGAGGUUCAGAAAAAACAGUGUUGCUGGCUGCUGGUUACACAUAAACCUUGCGUAAAAGAGGAUAUGAUAGUAGCUCUGAGGAAGGCGAAUGGCGAUGCCAUUUUGAAAUUUGAACCAUUUGUUCUUCACGUGCAGUGUCGACAGUUGAGGGAUGCACAAAUUCUGCAUUCAGUGGCAAUCGAUUCUGGUUUCAGGAACUCUGGCAUAACAGUGGGAAAGAGAGGGAAGACUAUAUUGGCUGUCCGGAGUACGCAUGGCUUAGAAGUUCCAUUAAGCCAUAAUGGGAAACUGAUGGUGACAGAGGAAUAUGUUGACUUCCUGUUAAAUAUAGCAAAUCAGAAAAUGGAGGAAAAUAAGAAAAGAAUUGAAAGAGUUACAGAGAGAGGUAGAGACACAGAGAGAGAGGUCUUCCAUCCACUGAUCCACUCCCCAGAUGGCCGCAACAGCUGGAGCUGCGCCAAUCCGAAGCCAGGAGCUUCCUCCAGGUCUCCCACGUGGGUGCAGGAGCCCAAGGACUUGGGCCACCUUCUAUUGCUUUCCCAGGCCAUAGCAGAGAGCUGGAUGGGAAGUGGAGCAGCUGGGACUAGAACUGGUGCCCAUAUGGGAUGCCAGAGCUUCAGGCCAGGGCAUUAACCCACUUGGCCACAGUGCCAGCCCCUCUAGUUACUUCAAUACCCAACUCUUACCAUAGAUUAGAUCUAGAAUUGACAUAAUUGUCCAAGUAGAAAGGACUAUGUCUAUCAAUUCAUGUUUAUACUUAUCUUGUUUUUAAACUUCACUUCCCAGCAAAAGAAACUCUUACUUUUUUCCCAACAUUUUCUUAAUAGAGUUUUUAUAUAAAGAAGAAAAUAUUUUGUUGCCUUUCAUAGAUAAAGAGAAUGCUACUGAUUACAUCAGCAAGUUAUACAUUUCUUAGUUAUUAAAUGAGGGAGACCAAUUUGAUGUUAUUUGUAAUUUCUUCUUUACUUCUUCCCUAUCCCCUUGACUGUCUCAUAUCUAGUCAAUUAUUGUUUAAAUAUCUCUCCAGUGUUGUUUCCAUCCUGACUGCUACUUUUUCUAUUCAGGGCCAUUUCAAUAACCUCACUAACAGGCUUUAUCAAGUAGAAUGCUCCUAGUAUGUCUCUCUGCUAAGCGAUUGUCCAUAUCCUAAUCAGAAUCAUGUCAGUGAAGUACAAAGGAGUCCUGUUGCCUGCUUAAAAUUCUUCAUUACCUUCUUGAAGAAUUGGUGCUACCUUCGGAAGCACCAAUGAUAGUGGUGUAGCAUGCGGACAAGCAAUAGAACUAGCCUUCAAAGGCAGAACUGCAUUCAAAUCCUGGUUCCACCAACUUGCUCAACUGUCUUCGCUUUAUUUUUCCUAUCUUUACUUGAGGGAAAUAUCUAUCUUAAAGAAUAAUUAUUUGUAUUAUAGUCAUGUCAUCUGUAUAAUGACUGGCCCUCCUUGUUAUAAAUGGACUCUCAGGAUAGGAUAGGCCUUGUCCUUCUCCAUUUACCCACAGAAUAAUAAACCUCUACCUAUUUCAGUAUUACCAUCUAGGCUUUCUCAACCAGGCUCAUCAUUUGAACCAUAAAAGUCACAAAUUUUUCAAGUAACUAUGUUCUCAAUCCUAAGGAUAGUGUAUAACUGGUACCUCCCUCCUUUUUCUUUAACAAAUGAGGAGAUACUAUCUAACCAAUCACUCCUUAUUUAUUUAUUUAUUUAUUUGAAAGAGUUAGAGAGAGGUAGAGACAGACAGAGAGAGAGAGAGAGAGAGAGAGAGAGAACGAGAGAGAGAGAGAUCUUCCAUCUGUUGGUUCACUCCCCAGGUGGCUGCAGUGGCUGGGAGGAAGCCAGGAGCUUCCUGUGGGUCUUCCAUGUGGGUAGCAGGGGCCCAAGCACACUGGUCAUCCUCUUCUGCUUUUCCCAGGCUACUAGCAGGGGCCUAGGUUGGAAGUGGAGUAGCCAGGAUGCAAAGCAGCACCCAUAUGGGAUGCUGGUGUCGAAGAUGACACCUCUGCCUGCUAUAGCACAAUGCCAGCUGCAGCACAUACCAUUUUAAAUACAUUGAAGAGAAAUUAAUCCAAUACAUAUAAUGGAUAUCUUAGGACACUAGAACUUAAUUUUCUAGCUGAACUCUGGUUGAGAAAUACUGACACAAAACCUGGCCACAAAGUACUUUAAGCAAACAUUCUAACUAAAGUGAUGACUUCAGGUGAGCAACUCAAGUGUACCUAUACACUCUGCCAGACUAGAGUUGAACCGUAUGUAGGCCCUCAUUGUACCUUUCCAAAAGCUUACUCCAUUAAAUAGUAAUCCAGCGAGACUGUUUGCUAAAACACUGGAAGUAGCAAAUCAGUUUUUUCUGUUUCCUUACUUGAAUUUCAACAAGAUUAUAAAUAUAGCCCAAGAUCAACUAACUAUACACCUGGUGAAGUUAAUUGAGCCACGUUCACCAACUAUAAAAUCAAAUUAUGCUUUAAACCCAUUGACUGAAAAAUAUGCUUUGAGAUUAUAGUGUGCAUGCUGCUAUCAAGAGAGCCAUGCUCAUCAUAUAAAAUCAGGGAAAAAUUAAAGAAGGAUAAAAACUGUCUUAAGAUACUGAUUAGAAGAUUACAUGUGAAUUCAGAAAGUGUGAACAAAUUAGGGAGCUCCUUUGGGAACAGCUGUACAUUCAACCAAAUGCAUAGAAAGUGUUACUCUUCUGAUGUUGAAAAGAGAAAAAAAUAAAUGCUGGAGGUGUAAUCAGACAUAGGGUACAAACAUUGUUUUGUCAUAGGACCAAAGUUUUACAAUUUGAAUAUGUUAGAAAAUUUUUAAAGCUCAAAAAACCCUACGCAGUAACACUUAAGCAAUAAGAAAUAUUCUAGAAACUUGAAAAAUAAGUUAAGAAGUAAAAUCAUUUUAACAGCAAAAGGUCUUAGUUGUUUAAAAAAAAAAUAAUAAUUCCAAGCCCCCUUCUUAGUGGAACUCAAGAACAGUUAAGUUUCUGUGGUUUCUGGAGCUAGGCAAGACAAGGCCUGCAAGUAGCAGCCUGCUUUAUAAACAGCUGAUUUGGAGACUGGAAGAGACAGGAACUGACACCAGACAUAGUCAGAUAAUUUCAUACAUAACGAUUUGCAGGUGAAAACCAUGAAGUCUGCAGAUCUGUUUACUAACUACAAGAGGAAAGUUUUCUUUGUAUCUGUUAGUAAGAGCUCGGUGCAUAGAUCACAUGAAACCACCAUUUGGCUGUGAGUAGAAUGAAAUUAGCCAUGUUCGUCUUUUCAUCAACUGUGUAACAAGAAGAUUUUAAAUAAAAUGUAAAAUAAAAGGGCUGACUAUAUUGGCAUAUAAUGUUGUUAAGAACAAAGCAAAUCCGAAAUAAAAAGUAAUUGUAUUUCCAAUGGUUGAUUUUUUUAAGCUUUGUGUGUGUGUGUGUGUGUG
Molecule: messenger RNA, 3720 nt
Organism: Lepus europaeus (European hare)
Lineage: Eukaryota; Metazoa; Chordata; Mammalia; Lagomorpha; Leporidae
Gene: TYW3
Product: tRNA-yW synthesizing protein 3 homolog
Exons: 6
Coding region: 131-952 (273 amino acids)
Biological process (GO): tRNA methylation
Cellular component (GO): cytoplasm
Molecular function (GO): tRNA methyltransferase activity
Source: RefSeq, a predicted model, not a curated record